GCUGUAAGCCAUUACCCCAUGUUAUUCUGUAUUAUUAUCAGAAUCUCAAAAGUUAUGUUCUCUCUGUCCAAAACAGAGCCAUGAAUUCUAUGAGAGGAAACCUCUGCAAGCCUACUGUAUUCCAUCUCUCUCUUUACUAAUUGAUUGAAGCACUACAGUACUGCUGCUUGUUCCGAGUUCGUGAGGAGGAAGAUGGCAGCUGAAUUUGUGCUCACUUUCGCUGCUGAGGGAAUUCUGACCAAGGUGUCUUUACUUGCCUCUCGAGAACUCACUCUUUCUUGGGGGUUCAAGGCCGAACUGAAGAAGCUCGGAGAGUCCUUAUCCAGCAUUCAAGAUCUCUUACGCGGCGCUGCGGAUCAUCAGGACAAGGCAGUAGAGAAGUGGGUCAAGAAACUGAAAGGCAUAGCUCACGAGGCAGAUGAAGUGUUGGAUGAAUUCAACUAUGAAGUUCUCAGGCGCGAAGUGGAACUGCAAAACCACAUGAAGAGAAAGGUACUCAACUUCCUUUCUGCCUCUAAUCCCCUUUUGUUUCGUCUCAAAAUGGCGCGUAAGAUUAAGAAGAUCAAUGAUGCUUUGGUGGAGCUUAAGAAUGAUGCAGCUCCCAUCAACUUGGUUGCAAAGCCAAGCCCUGGAGGGGAACAGCCGGAUCGAGAUCAAACGGAUUCAGUUUUUGAGAAUGAUGAAAAGGUUGUUGGAAGGGAGGAUGUUGUGUCAAAAAUAGUUGAGAGCUUGACCAACUCCAACAAUCAGCAGCAUCUUUCGGUUAUGGCCGUUGUUGGAAUGCCUGGACUGGGAAAGACGACUGUGGCUAAAUCAGUGUACAAUGAACCUGCCAUAGAUACACACUUCCAUAAGAAAAUAUGGGUGUGCGUAUCAAAUACUUUUGAUGUCGAUGUGAUUUUAAGCCAGAUGUUAGAAUCUCUAACGAGGCAUACUGCUGCAGGAAUGAAAAAUCGAGAUGCAUUGAUUAAUUCUCUUCGAGAUGAGUUGACAGAGAAAAAAUAUGUUCUUAUACUAGAUGAUGUAUGGAGCGGGGAUAAAUCAAAAUGGGAGAGUUUGAAGAGUUGUUUGUCAAAGCUGAAUUCUUCUCCGGGAAGCAGCAUUAUCAUCACCACCCGCAGGGCCGAUGUGGCAUCUAUUGCUGAAACGUCUAUUGCUAAAAUACUCCCCAGACCUGAACUGAGAUAUCUAUCAGAUGAAGAAUGUUGGUCCAUUCUGAAGCAAAGAGCAUUGAAUUUAGAGGUGAAUGAUGUCAUUGAUGCAGAUCGAGAAAGGAUUGGGAGGGCGAUUGCUGAAAAGUGUGGAGGAGUACCCUUAGCUGCAAAGGUUUUGGGAAGCAUAAUGCGCUCUAAAACUAGUAGAGAUGAAUGGUUGGAAAUUCAAGAAAGUGAAAUAUGGGACUUACCUGGAGAAGAGGAUAGAAUCAUGUCGGUAUUGAAGUUGAGUUUUAAUAACUUGAAGUCACUGCCUUUGAAGCAAUGUUUUGCAUAUUGCUCAAUGUUGAAGAAAGAUUUCGAAGUUGAAAGAGAUAAUUUGAUCCAACUUUGGAUGGCUCAGGGAUUGCUUCAGCUGUCUACUGACAAUCAUGAUGAAAUGGAGGAUACAGGCAAAAAAUAUUUUGAUACGCUAUUGAAAAACUCCUUAUUUCAAGAGGUAACUAAAGGUAGCACUAUUACCAAGUACACGAUGCACGAUCUUGUGCAUGAUCUUGCAGAAGAAGUAUCCAAAAGUGAGAGCUUGACACAAGAUUUGAAUGAUACAUGCGAGGUUCGACAUGUUGCACGUAUUCCUCCUUCAACAUUAGAAAACUUGUCAGAAGUGACUGUGAGGAGAUUGCACUCACUAUUUUCAAAUGAUCAGGUCCCAGAUAUCAUUUUCUGCAAGGUUAGAGUAUUGCGGGUCUUAAGUUUACAAGGGCCAAAAAUUCAAGAGUUGUCAAAUUCAUUUGGCAAGUUAAAGCACUUGAGAUAUCUAGACGUCUCAUAUUCAAGAAUCAAAGCACUUCCCAAGUCAAUUGGCAAGCUCUAUAACCUUCAAACAUUGAGAAUGCAGGGUACUUAUAAUCUUAAAGAGGCUCCACGGGAAAUGCAAAACUUGAUCAACUUGAGGCAUCUUUAUUUUGAGAAGCUUAUGGAAUUUCCAGCUGGAAUAUUCAGGGGAUUAGCUAAUCUCCGAACAUUGUCUUAUGUUAAUGUGGGUAAGGAGAUGGGUCUUGGAAUUGAGGAAUUGGUUGGCUUGAACCAAUUGAAAGGUGAAUUAAUCAUUCGUAAUCUGGAAAAUAUAAGGGAUGAAGAAGAAGCAAAGAAGGCAAAAUUAGAGGACAAGAAAAAUGUACUGGAGCUAAGUUAUGUAUGGGCAAGAAGCAGAAGCAAUCCAGAAGGUUUGGAGAGUAGGCCGAGGAGCAACAUUAAUGACGAGAAUGUGCUAGAAGGACUCAAACCACAUACCAAGUUGGAGAGCUUGAGGAUUGAAAACUUCAUGGGUGAUAAAUUUCCUUCAUGGAUGAUGAGAAACCCUCUGCCUCUCAACAAUUUGAAGAAGGUCCGCCUUUUUGGCUGUCGUAGAUGCGAAGGGCUCCCAAUACUAGGCCAUCUACCGGGUCUUGGACAUGUCGAGAUUUCUGAAAUGCAUAACCUAAAACGCUUGGGAAGUGAAUUGUAUGGUUACAAUCCUCGUGCGGCUUCACGAGAGAAGGAGACAAUGGUCUUAUUUCCAGCACUGAAAACAUUAAUCAUUAGGCAGUGCGGUGAGCUAACUGAAUGGAUGGAAGCACCCACAACGAUGACAUCGUCAACAAGUAAAGUAGUGGUGUUCCCUUGCUUGGAGAAGUUGACUCUCGGGAGUUGUCCCUUAUUGAGAAAUGCUCCAAGUCAUUUCCCAUCUCUCAAGGAGUUGUCGAUAUGGGGCAUGGACAGCGAGAAGCCGAUGGCAAGUAUAUGCAAUGAAGUGAGCACUCUGACUUCUCUCAAGAUAGAUAACAUCAAGGGGCUUACUUCGCUGUCCUCGGAGAUGCUGAAGAAGAACAAGAAUCUCACAUCUUUGGAGAUCUGGAAUUGUGAUGAGAUGAUUCGUAUUGCUCCAAAUGUAUUUGGCUGCUGCGCAAAUCUUAGGGAGCUGAAGAUUCGGAAUUGUAAAAAACUGGAGCAUCUAGCCGAGGGUCUAGACACGCUCCCUCUCCUCGAGAAGUUGACGAUAGAUGGUUGUCCUACACUAGAGUUCAUUCCGAUUGACCAUGACAUGGCAUCCCUCCGCGAAUUGGAGAUAGAAGAUUGUGAUGGAUUAUCUAGUAUUGGCCUACUCGAUCAUUGCACCUCUCUACAAGAAUUGGAGAUAAGCGGAUGUGGAAAUCUAACAUCCAUUCCAAUCUCACAAGGCCUUGCAUCUCUCCACAAAUUGGAUAUUUGGAAUUGUGAUGCACUAUCUAGUAUUGGGAUACUCGAUCACUGCACCUCUCGACAAGAAUUGGAGAUAAGCAGAUGUGGAAAUCUAACAUCCAUUCCAAUCUCACAAGGCCUUGCAUCCCUCCGCGAAUUGGAGAUAGUAGAUUGUGAUGGAUUAUCUAGUAUUGGCCUACUCGAUCAUUGCACCUCUCUACAGGAAUCGAAGAUAUGGGGAUGUAGAAAUCUAACAUCCAUUCCAAUCUCACAGGGCCUUGCCUCUCUCCGCAAAUUGGAUAUUUGGAAGUGUGAUGGACUAUCUAGUAUUGGCAUACUCGAUCACUGCACCUCUCUACAGGAAUUGAAGAUACGGCGAUGUAGAAAUUUAACAUCCAUUCCAAUCUCACAAGGCCUUGCAUCUCUCCGCAAAUUGGAUAUUUGGAAUUGUGAUGGACUAUCUAGUAUUGGCAUACUCGAUCACUGCACCUCUCGACAAGAAUUGGAGAUAAGCGGAUGUGGAAAUCUAACAUCCAUUCCAAUCUCACAAGGCCUUGCAUCCCUCCGCGAAUUGGAGAUAGUAGAUUGUGAUGGAUUAUCUAGUAUUGGCCUACUCGAUCAUUGCACCUCUCUACAGGAAUUGAAGAUAUGGGGAGGUAGAAAUCUAACAUCCAUUCCAAUCUCACAGGGCCUUGCCUCUCUCCGCAAAUUGGAUAUUUGGAAGUGUGAUGGACUAUCUAGUAUUGGCAUACUCGAUCAUUGCACCUCUCUACAGGAAUUGAAGAUUCGGCGAUGUAGAAAUCUAACAUCCAUUCCAAUCUCACAAGGCCUUGCAUCUCUCCGCAAAUUGGAUAUUUGGAAUUGUGAUAGACUAUCUAGUAUUGGCAUACUCGAUCACUGCACCUCUCUACAAGAAUUGGAGAUAAGCGGAUGUGGAAAUCUAACAUCCAUUCCAAUCUCACAAGGCCUUGCAUCCCUCCGCGAAUUGGAGAUAGUAGAUUGUGAUGGAUUAUCUAGUAUUGGCCUACUCGAUCACUGCACCUCUCUUCAGGAAUUGAAGAUAUGGGGAUGUAGAAAUCUAACAUCCAUUCCAAUCUCACAGGGCCUUGCCUCUCUCCGCAAAUUGGAUGUUUGGAAGUGUGAUGGACUAUCUAGUAUUGGCAUACUCGAUCACUGCACCUCUCUACAGGAAUUGAAGAUACGGCGAUGUAGAAAUCUAACAUCCAUUCCAAUCUCACAAGGCCUUGCAUCUCUCCGCAAUUUGGAUAUUCUAAGAGUGUGGUGGGUUAACAGCCCUACCGUGCGGGAUUGAAAACUGUCCCUCGCUUCAGGAAUUAAUGAUAUCCGGUUGCUCAAGUCUAGAGACCAUUUCGUUUACACGUGUCCUCCCAUCUCUCCUCAAAUUGCAAGUUUACAGCUGCGAUGAAUUAUCUUGCUUGGCUAUCAUCGAAUACUGUCCCUCGCUUCAGGAAUUGAGUGUAAGAAAAUGCCCCAAGCUAGCAUCCAUUUCAUUUUCUACGGAUUUGAAUCCAUGUCUUAAGGAGUUGCAUAUAAAGGAUUGCAAUGGUCUAUCAUCUCUUCCAGAUUUCGACAGUUUCACUUCCUUCCACAAAUUGGAUAUUUUGAAGUGUGGUGCCAGUGGUGGGUUAACGGUCCUACCGUGCGGGAUUGAAAACUGCACCUCUCUUCAGGAAUUAAUGAUAUCGGAUCCGGAUCCUCUCUAACCCAACAAUCUACCUAAGCUACCUAAGCUUUGAGUGAGGUGAUGACACAUGACUUUUAUGAGAUCCAAUGGUCUACAACAAACUCACAUGAUUUUUCUCUCUUAUUUUUAACUUUUAUUUUGUCUCUUCCCAACCUUGUUUCUUCUGUCUGUACUUUAUCUUUUCACUUCUGUUCUUUCUCUCUCUCUUUCUUUCUGUUCUUCUAUCUUAAUUACUAGACCCAAAAUCUCAUACUUCUAUCACCACCCCUGUGCGCUCUUCUUAAGUAGUGGACCUGGGUCUAUGUAUGAAUUUGAGUAUUACAUACUGAAAGAAGACUAUAGAAGCUGAGA
Messenger RNA from Rosa chinensis, 5430 nucleotides. Its product is annotated as putative disease resistance protein RGA3. Lineage: Eukaryota; Viridiplantae; Streptophyta; Magnoliopsida; Rosales; Rosaceae. Gene Ontology annotation, biological process: defense response to other organism. The record is from RefSeq and is a predicted model, not a curated record. The coding region runs from base 193 to 4686 and encodes 1497 amino acids. Gene Ontology annotation, molecular function: ADP binding. The transcript is spliced from 2 exons.